This is a messenger RNA of Trametes versicolor FP-101664 SS1, 1335 nucleotides long. Its product is annotated as cAMP dependent protein kinase. The coding region runs from base 1 to 1335 and encodes 444 amino acids. The transcript is spliced from 4 exons. NCBI's taxonomy places the organism in Eukaryota, Fungi, Basidiomycota, Agaricomycetes, Polyporales, Polyporaceae. Gene Ontology annotation, cellular component: cAMP-dependent protein kinase complex; nucleus. Gene Ontology annotation, biological process: peptidyl-serine phosphorylation. Gene Ontology annotation, molecular function: cAMP-dependent protein kinase activity; ATP binding. The record is from RefSeq and is a predicted model, not a curated record.
AUGGACCACGCCGCCGCGUACCCCGCGUUCCGGUCAGCCUCCCUCCCCAGCCACACCGCGCUCGCGCUCUCGACCACGCCCGACUCAGGCGUCUUCCGCCGCGACUCUGAUUGCAUGCUCAGCGAGGGCCCGAUCACCCCGCCGCUCUCCCCCACACGCAGCGAAGACGGCGAAUCGGGCAUCAUCGUGGACGCCGAGCCCCGCUACAGCGGCCCCGGACGCCCACUUGAAUCGUCGGGUGACGGGAUGGACGUAGAUCCGCGCCCGUCGGCGAGCUCCCCGCGGCCGCCGCAGAGGCACUUAGAAGACGAGCAGUCGCACUUGGAGAAGGGUUCCCUGAAGUUGACGGACUUUGAGGUGAAGGGCACCCUCGGUACGGGAACCUUUGGGCGCGUGCUGCUAGUUCGGCUCCGGGGCUCCUCAUCACAAUCGGCCACCAACUGCUUCGCCUUGAAGGUGUUGCGCAAAACGGAAAUCAUGCGACUGCGCCAAGUCGAGCAUGUAAACGCGGAACGGUAUAUCCUAUCACGUGUCCGCCAUCCCUUCAUCGUCGAUCUCUACGCGACGUUCCAGGACAGCAUGAACGUCUACAUGCUGAUGUCCUACGUUCCUGGGGGCGAACUGUUCACCCACCUCCGGCGCGCCAAACGGUUUACCGCGGACGUUACUCGUUUUUAUCUGGCGACCAUCAUCCUAGCGCUGAAAUACCUCCACUCCUUCAACAUCAUCUACCGUGACUUGAAGCCGGAAAACCUCCUCCUAGACUCCCGCGGAUAUCUGAGACUCACCGACUUCGGCUUCGCCAAAAUAGUCGACGACCGUACGUGGACGUUGUGCGGCACACCAGAAUACCUAGCGCCGGAGAUUAUCCAGUCGGACGGUCACGGAAAAGCCGCCGACUGGUGGGCGUGCGGAAUCCUGUGCUACGAGAUGCUCGUCGGCUACCCGCCUUUCUUUGACGAGACUGCGUAUGGGAUAUACGAGAAGAUCCUGAAGGGGAAGAUUUACUGGCCGAGCCAGGUCGACCCGCUUUCAAAGGAUAUCAUCAAGGCGUUCCUGCACCCGGACCGUAGCAAGCGGCUAGGCAACCUGAUCGGAGGCACCCAGGACGUGCUAGACCACCCAUGGUUCCGUGGGGUAGACUGGGACGCGCUCGAACGGCGUGAAAUCCGGGCUCCCAUCAUUCCGCACGUCGCGUCCGUUGACGACACGCGCAAUUUCUCCCAUCUGCCGCUUCCCCCGGCCGACGAGAUACCCGGUCUCAUUCGCGAAGAGAGCCCGCCCUCCCUCCGGCAGCGGUUCGACUCCGUUGCCUACCAAUUCCUAGAGUUCUAG